This is a messenger RNA of Cynara cardunculus var. scolymus (artichoke), 2587 nucleotides long. Its product is annotated as oligopeptide transporter 7-like. The record is from RefSeq and is a predicted model, not a curated record. The transcript is spliced from 6 exons. Bases 1 to 2244 code for a protein of 747 amino acids. Gene Ontology annotation, biological process: transmembrane transport. Lineage: Eukaryota; Viridiplantae; Streptophyta; Magnoliopsida; Asterales; Asteraceae. Gene Ontology annotation, molecular function: oligopeptide transmembrane transporter activity.
AUGGAAGAUUUUGAAGAACACGAUGAUGAAAUCUCAUCUCCACUUCUUCAGAAGAAGACCCAAUUCGAUGGAUCCACCUCCCACGCGCCGGAGGAGAAUUCUCCGAUAGAGCAAGUUGCACUCACGGUUCCGGUGACGGACGAUCCGAGUUUACCGGUGGUUACCUUCAGAAUGUGGAUACUUGGCACAGUCGCCUGUGUGUUUCUAUCUUUUCUAAACCAGUUUUUCUGGUACCGCCGUGAGCCUUUAUCGAUAACCUCCAUCUCAGCUCAGAUCGCCGUCGUUCCUCUUGGCCAUCUCAUGGCGGCGACCAUCACGGACAGGGUUUUCUUCAGGGGGAGAAAUUAUGAAUUCACGCUCAACCCUGGACCGUUUAAUGUGAAAGAGCAUGUGUUGAUUACGAUCUUCGCCAACUCCGGCGCCGGAAAUCCAUACGCGAUUCAUAUUGUGAGCGCUGUGAAGAUAUUUUACGGGAAGACGUUGACUUUUUGGGUGGCGUUGAUUGUGGUGGUGACGACGCAGGUAUUAGGGUUCGGGUGGGCGGGGAUUUUCCGGCGAUACCUGGUGGAGCCCGCCGCCAUGUGGUGGCCCCAGAAUCUUGUUCAAGUUUCCCUCUUCAGGGUGUUACACGAGAAAGAGGAGAGGCCCAAGGGCGGUUUAACACGUAACGAGUUCUUCCUCAUUGCCUUCAUUUGCAGUUUUGCUUACUAUGUCCUCCCCGGAUACCUUUUUCCGAUGCUUACCUCCCUCUCUUGGUUAUGUUGGAUCUUUCCUAAAUCGGUCCUAGCCCAACAAAUCGGCUCAGGCCUCCACGGCCUUGGCGUUGGUGCCAUUGGGUUCGACUGGUCCAGCAUAUCCUCCUAUCUCGGCAGCCCCCUGGCUAGCCCAUGGUUUGCCACGGUCAACAUAGCCGUUGGCUAUGCUCUAGUUACAUAUAUCAUAACCCCUUUAGCAUACUGGUUCAAUGUUUAUGAAGCCAAAAGGUUCCCAAUUUUCUCCGAUGAUCUCUUCACCGCCAACGGCCAAUCAUACAACACCUCCGCCAUCGUUGACUCGAAUUUCCACUUUGACUCAGAUGCUUACGAUCAAGAAGGUCAAAUUUAUCUCAGCAUCUUCUUCGCCAUGACUUAUGCAGUUAGUUUCGCGUGCCUAACUGCUACUGUGGUUCAUGUGUUCGUCUUCCAUGGAAGAGAUUUAUGGCAGCUAAGCAAGUCGGCAUUUCAAGAAAAGAAAAUGGAUGUGCAUAGUAAACUUAUGAGACGAUACAAGCAAGUACCUGAGUGGUGGUUCACUUGUAUUCUAUUGACGAACAUUGUAGCAACGUUAUUCGUAUGUGAAUACUAUAAAAGUCAACUUCAAUUACCGUGGUGGGCGUUCUUGUUGGCGUGUGGACUCGCGUUCUUUUUCAUGCUUCCCAUUGGUGUCAUCACUGCCACAACAAACCAGACACCGGGCUUAAAUGUGAUAACGGAAUACAUCAUAGGAUAUUUGUAUCCGGGAUACCCUGUGGCAAACAUGUGUUUUAAGGUUUACGGAUACAUUAGCGUGAAACAAGGUAUCGCCUUUUUACAAGACUUCAAACUCGGGCAUUACAUGAAGAUCCCCCCACGAUCCAUGUUCAUGGCUCAGGUAUGCGGUACACUUAUAUCAGCAUUGGUGCACUUAGGAACCGCAUGGUGGCUAAUGGACACAGUUCCAAACCUAUGUGAUCGAGCCAUGCUUCCUCCGGGCAGUCCAUGGACCUGCCCGGGUGACCAUGUUUUCUACGAUGCAUCGGUCAUAUGGGGUCUAAUUGGGCCCCGCCGGAUCUUUGGUGAUCUCGGCUACUACAACUCGAUAAACUGGUUCUUUUUAGCCGGUGCAUUGGCUCCUAUUCUGGUUUGGCUUUUACACAAGGCUUUUCCGAGCCAAAACUGGAUUACACUCAUCACAACACCGGUUUUGUUAGGUGCAACGAUCAAUAUGCCCCCUGCAACUUCUGUAAACUAUAACAGUUGGAUCAUUAUCGGGUUUUUGUCGGGAUUUGUGGCAUAUCGGUAUCAUCAUAACUGGUGGGGCCGACAUAAUUAUGUGUUAUCGGGGGCGUUAGAUGCGGGAUUGGCGUUUAUGGGAGUGUUGCUGUAUGUUAGUUUGGAUAUGGAGCAAGUUAGCUUAGAUUGGUGGGGAAGUAAACCUGAUGGUUGUUCUUUGGCUUCUUGUCCUGUUGCCGAAGGGAUUGUGGUCGAUGGAUGCCCAAUUAUUUGAUCUGUACGAUUUCUGUGACGAUAUGUGAAGCCACUUUUGAAUCUUUCUCUGUAAAAGAACAGGGAAACUUUCUACAUAUAUAUUCAGGUUUGAUGGUUGGUGUCUAGCUGAUGUGGGACUUCAACAGUAUCCGCUCAAGGUGUAUAGAUUUGUAGAUAUAUUCGUGUUGCUUUUCAUUCUUGAAAUGUAUCUUUUUUUGUUGGGAAAUGGAAAUCGAAUUGUGAUUUAUGUGCAAAGUGAUAUUUAGGUAUGUUAUAAAUUCGUUUUAUAAAUUCGUAAACCCGUCUGAAUUUCACGUUUUAUGUAUCGUACUUGUAGACAUAAAUAUGGAUCGAUUUCUUUU